This is a messenger RNA of Electrophorus electricus (electric eel), 4271 nucleotides long. The record is from RefSeq and is a predicted model, not a curated record. NCBI's taxonomy places the organism in Eukaryota, Metazoa, Chordata, Actinopteri, Gymnotiformes, Gymnotidae.
UCACUUUAGAGUCAAUACAGUUUGCUAGAAAACAGUUUACAAAACGAAAUUACUGAGGAUAUUCCUUUUGUUCGAAGAACGGGUUCUGUAAGCUGGUAUCAACCCACAUCCUGUUGGAAUGCAGAUCAGAAUUAUCAAAAGAAUGCAACCCAGUUAAUUGAGCCUAAAAAAUUAUGGCCAAGCUUGGUGAAUUAGGAAAUUACCCAUCUGGUUAUCCAGACUGCAUUUCUGCUAACAGAAGAAUACAACUAGAGACUAUUCUGAGGGACCAGCAGAGAGUUUUAUAUGAAGGACAAAUAACCAUUGGAAGUUACUGGACAAAACCAUCACAAAGUCUGCAAGCCAUCAGUGACCAGAUUUUGACACACCCUCAAUAUAGUGGUGAACCUCAUUUAAGACAAGCACAGGGUUAUUACAAUAGGAACUCAGAAUGGGUGUCACCUUUAGGACAAAAUAUCUCUCAAACUAUUCUGCGGGAGAACUCUGUUGGGUCAAUUCAAAGACCAGCUGAACAGACUUCAAACCAUGGUUAUACAACAAUGUUCUCUGAAGAUAAUUACCCUUGCCACAAAUUGACACCUUGCUUUCCAUAUAAAGGACCACCAGAAGCACCUUCUUCCAUGAGUCAGGCUUCCCAUCCACAAUCCUUGACUAAGGUCCAGCAGAAAAUGCUCACUGAUCAUAAACAUUUCGGAGCUUUGUUUCCAGUAGGUAACCCACUAUCCAGUCUUGCACAUCAGGUUUGUUCAGAAUACUUUAAAAAUCAAAGCAUCAUGAACAGGAAAUCGAAAGUUGACCAUGUCAACAGGAAUGGGGUGGUUCCCUACAAAAAAAGAAAACCUUUUUUUGUUACAGUGAGUGAGGAUAACACUGGAUUUGUUGCUGAAAAUGUUAUUUUGGCAGAUCAAGUUGUCAGACAGCCUUAUUAUCCAUAUGCUUGUAUAUCAAAAGAGAGCCACCAUGAGAGGCAUGUUCCUCAGAAAGCUGUUGCUGUUGUUACACCAUUAGCUCAGCAGGUAGUGCCUUGUGCUAAAUUUUCAAAGAAUUUGUGCAAAUUAAAUAAAGGUCCUGAAUCAAAAUCUGUAGCUAACAAUCAGGACCACCAAUCUUAUGCACUACUUUCAUUACGGACAAAUGAGAGGGGCUCAAAGUUUCCAUGUAAUAUGGGAGGAGCGCAUGUUUCACAGAAAGUGCCAUCAGAAUCUGUUUUGGCCGGUGGGUUUUCUGAACUGGCAGACACAGCUAAUUUUGCAACCAGUGAACUUAACAGCCAAAGUAAUAGAUCAUGCUCAGUUCUUACUUGCAUCAGUAGAGAGACAAAGGAGUUAGCACAAUCAUCUCACAUGGAGGAUCAUAGCAGUACUGAUUUUCUUCAAAAAAACAAUGUUACUGUUGCAAACAAAGGUUAUGAGAGAACUGAAUCUCCAAUGGACAUGGAGCCAACUGAAAAAUGGUCUUAUAUACCUAUAACUGAGUGGUCUCUUCAGAGGUUACGCACCUUGGUAGCUGACUCAGAACAAAUGCAAAAAGAAAAUCUAAAAGAUAUCCCCUUUAUAGAUCUUAACAGUGAGAUUGUAAAAUUAUAUUGGGAUGGAGAUGAUCAAAAGCUCUGUAAUGCAAUAAGUACAGGCCAUUAUAUAAACAUCAUGAAACAAGUUAGACUUCACUCUGGAACAGAAAAUUCUGUAAUACUUAAGGAAAUUUCAAAAGAGAAAUUGUACCAAGCUGAUGAGGACUCUCACAUUUUAAAGCCUGACAUUGCACCACCCAAGAUGGUAAACAAGUCAUCCUACUUUAAUCAUAAUGACAGGGAAAACAACUCUCCAUCAUCUUCGAUGACCUUUUGUAGAAAAAUAAAAAUAGUUAAUGGUGCAACAGUGGAAGAACAGAAAAUCAUUGAGGAGACUGAAAACAAACAGGCAAAUACAGGUAAUGCAGUGAGUGGACCAGUGGUUUUCUCACAGGCAUUGAGUACACAUCUACCAACAAAGCAGGAGAGAAACUGCACAAGUGUUAUGGGAACCAAAUUUUUAAUCAAGGAGCCAAUAUGCAUGGACAAUGAAAACAAAGGAACAAAUAAAGAUGCAGAAACAGUGUCUCCAGUAGAGUGCUUGAAUAAGCAGUCAUCAGUUAUGACUGUUAAUGUCAGCAAAAAUUUUGUUAUUGCAGCAACAGAAAUAGAACGGACUGAAACGGAGAGUGAAAAUAAAUGGAAAAAUUUUGCAAGAGAGACUGGAGAACAAGAACAGCUUUUGAUGGACUGCGUAAAUAUGUCAUCAUCAACUAUGACUGUUAAUCACCGCAAAAAUGUAGUGAUGAGACACUCAGCAGCAGAACUAAUUGCAGCAGAGGUUGAAAAUGAAGAAAUAAAUUUGGAAAAGAGUCCAAGCAAUGAAGGGUGUUUACCAUUGUCCUUGCAGUCACCAGCCAUGAGUGUUAAACCAGGGGGUCCCCCUGCAACAGUGCUGUCUCCUCCAUCAGUCAGCUGUGACGAUGCCAACUGCACAGAUCCAUUUGCUUUUGUUAAAAUCAACAUUCUUUCACCAGAGAAAGCUAAAAGAUUUUUUUUUGGAGAGUCAAAUGAAAAGGUGGAGAAUAAAGAGAAAAAGAUCCGUGCACAGCCUUAUACAGACAACAGCGAUCAAGUCAUUGUUAAAUUGCUGGAUGGGGUAUCUGAGCAUAAAGAGCAUGUGGACACUAAAAUAAAGCCCACUGAAAGAAAUAUUAGAAGUCACACCACUGACCAAAUAAGCUACUGUUGUGUUUCUAAAUGGUUUCAGGUUUUAGGAUAUGAAAAUGAUGAGCUUUGUAUGUGUGAGAAAAAUGCUGAACUGAAUCCUAGUACUGAGGCCUCAAGCGAAGUUGUAAAGGAGACAAAUGGAACCAUUAGCACAACUGCAAACUCUUGUGUGACUUCCUGUCUUCUAUACCAUGCCAGCAUGGAUGAGAUUGAGACAGUGGAUGUCCACUCAAGUGAUGAGGGUUUACCUAAAAUAGUAAAUGUGAUGGAUAGUUCGCUUUCACAAUGUGGGUCACAUGACUCCACAAAGAAGAGAAAACAAUGCACAUUGAUGCAUACUGAUCAGGAAAAAAACCUCCACCAAAAUGGUUGUAGUCAGUUGGUUUUCAAGACUAAUUUUAGUCCUGAUAUUAAAAGUGAUGCUUCACAGAUGGACUUGCAUGAAAUUAACACAUUCUUACCUCUGAUAUCUACAGAGAAUACUAUUCUUAGAUUUGGUGAAAAGAGGAGAGAGACCAAAAAUCCAGAGCAUAAAAGGAAGGGUAGAUUAAUACAUCUUGCAUUAUAUGGAUCAUCUGACAUGCACCGAAACAAAAUAACUAGUAGUUGUAUGAGAAGAAAGAUUUGUGGAAUCAGGUCAUCAGAUAAGGUCCAUCUUCCUGCAGAAACUAUUAGUAUAAUGGUAGAUUCUGACUGCAGUGAUUAUUCGAGCAAAAGAAGUCGAAUUACUAAUGAACAAAUUUUGAACAACCAAGUGCCAUCAGAGAUGCCGACUGACAACAGAAUGUCAGAGGACCUGAAAAUUGCAGAACUUGAAUCAAAAAUUGCUGGUGGAGAUAACUUUUCUACAGAAAUAGGCACAUUGUCAACAGCAUUUGAUAUGACUGGAAUCUGUAAAGAAGACAUACAAACAUGUGGAUCUGAAUCAACAAAAAAUAGAUUUUGCUCUACAGCUAACCCACAGCAAAAUCCAAAUAAACAAUCAAAGAACAAACAGCAUAUGUCCAGUUGGGCUAAAAUAAGGAAACAACAAAAAAAGGAAAGUAAAUCAGUCAGAUCAUCUAUUGAGAUGACCCGUACUGAACAAAGAUGCAGAUCAGACAAGGGAUUAUUACUGGAUUUUAAAGUUCUGCCAGAGUCUUUCAAAUUGACACAUGAUCUUAAUACCACGGCAUCUGACCAAUCUACACAUGCAAAGAUCGGCCCAAAAGUUAAAACUCCAUGUCAGAAGAAAAAGACUGAUGGAAAACCAGCUGCUUGGUGUAUGAGCCCUUGGAAGAAGCGGCAUUUCAAAUCAACCCAAGCCUCAAAUAGGUCUGGAUCAUGCAGCACAUUUCAAGAAUUCAAGAGGAGAUAUGAACAGAUAAAGCAAAGACUGACUUGAUAAUUUACUUAAAUAAAUGAAAGCAAGAUGUUGCUGGAAUGAUCUUCUAUCUACUGUCUGAAUGAACAUGAGCUGCAGUGUAGUAAAUGCAGUCUCAAAUAUUUUAGUUUGUACAAUAAAAGGUAAUCAGUGCUGCUUUAAAAAGUA